GUCAAAUUUUAUGGAUAAAUAAAUUAUUAUAAAAUAAAUAUUUUCCAAUAGAAACGAAAUUUAAAAGCUGAUAUGCCGACCGAUUUGAAACAAACUGACGAAGACUCCUUGUUUAGUCUAGUCAAUGUAUCACUUCUACUCGUUGCUAUUGUCCUAUUAUAUGUAUUUGCUGUUUUUUUUUGUCUAAUUAAAGGAAUUCUUUCUAAGCGAAGCUCUCGACAUAAUAAGGAACUAAAAAAUUCUCUCUAUAUGUCUUUUUUACAAAACCCUACUUUCGACAAUUUUCGCCGAAGAACAAUUCGUGAGGAAGCAGUGGAUAUUGUUUGGGCGGCUAUUGGAUUUGUAGUGACUGGCGCAUUUCUAAUAGCUUUAGUUGGAGUAUCUAUUUUCUUGAUUAAUAUGCUGCCAAGUAUUGUAGAGUUCGUUCAUACUUCAAGUGAAAAAGGAUAUUAUUGGUCGUUAGACGCAUAUGAUAUAAGCAAAGAGACAAUAUCAAAAUGGUGGGACGAAUUAAAUGCAAAAUUUAAAGAAGAAAAAACUGACUGAACUAUUUAAAAUGCACUACUUCUUUAAGAGAUGUGUGACAUAUGUAUAAAUUGUCAAGGAGUCAUUGAAAAUUUUUUAUCAUAUCACUGAUUAUUCUAUUGCUAAUAUAUUUGUUUAAAAAAUUGUGAGAAAUCAUUAUAAUGCUUUCUGGAGACGAUGUUUUUCUAAAAAAUAAUAUAAAUUUACUGUAUAAAGACAAA
Messenger RNA from Teleopsis dalmanni, 746 nucleotides. RefSeq lists its product as uncharacterized. NCBI's taxonomy places the organism in Eukaryota, Metazoa, Arthropoda, Insecta, Diptera, Diopsidae. The coding region runs from base 73 to 546 and encodes 157 amino acids. The record is from RefSeq and is a predicted model, not a curated record. The transcript is spliced from 3 exons.